Molecule: messenger RNA, 2317 nt
Organism: Chenopodium quinoa (quinoa)
Lineage: Eukaryota; Viridiplantae; Streptophyta; Magnoliopsida; Caryophyllales; Amaranthaceae
Product: DExH-box ATP-dependent RNA helicase DExH16, mitochondrial-like
Exons: 16
Coding region: 125-1819 (564 amino acids)
Biological process (GO): RNA catabolic process; mitochondrial RNA 3'-end processing
Cellular component (GO): mitochondrial degradosome
Molecular function (GO): RNA helicase activity; ATP binding; hydrolase activity, acting on acid anhydrides
Source: RefSeq, a predicted model, not a curated record
AAUAAAAAAAAAAUAAAAAACACUUUUUAAAACACCGAUGAGUAUCGGGGAGUGGAAAAAAAAGUGGGAGCAUUGGCCAUUUAUAAACUCAGUAUUGGCCUCAUUGUAGGAAAAUUAAAAAACAAUGGCGUCUUCGCUUCUUCGCCGGAGAUUCUCAAACUUCAGCGUUUCUCGUCAUAUUUACGAUAAGUUUGAGAGUUUCCCUUUGGAGUUUAAAUUAGGACUGUUGGCUUGUCAAUGCAAUUAUUUGAGGCUGUUCAGCAGUUGUGUUUCUUCAACUGGAUUUGAUUUUACAGACUUGACUCGUCCUCAUACAUGGUACCCAAUUGCUCGAAAGAAGAAGAGAACUGUUUAUCUUCAUGUGGGACCCACAAACAGUGGUAAAACAUAUCAGGCUUUGAAGCAGUUGGAAUGUAGCUCAACUGGUGUAUACUGUGGACCCUUAAGAUUAUUGGCUUGGGAAGUUGCAAAACGUUUGAAUAAAGCUAAUGUUCCUUGUGAUCUAAUCACUGGACAAGAGCGGGAGGAAGUUGAAGGUGCAAAACACAUGGCUGCAACUGUUGAGAUGGCGGAUGUGACAUCUGACUACCAAUGUGCCAUUAUUGAUGAAAUUCAGAUGCUGGGUUGCAGGACCAGGGGCUUUUCCUUUACUCGUGCUCUGUUGGGACUUGCUGCAGAUGAACUACACCUAUGUGGAGACCCUGCCGCUGUACCUCUAAUUAAGGAAAUUUUGAAAGUCACCGGUGACAAUUUACAGAUAAAAUAUUAUGAUAGGUUAUCACCUCUGGAACCAUCAAAGGUGCCUCUUGGAUCAUUUAAGAAUAUAAAAAAGGGGGAUUGCAUAGUUACCUUUUCACGUCGUCAAAUAUAUAAUUUUAAAAGAAAAAUUGAAAAUGAGGGAAAUCAUCUUUGCUCUGUUGUGUACGGUUCACUACCCCCGGAAACUCGUACUAGACAGGCAACUAUGUUUAAUGAUGCUACCAGUGAGUUUGAUGUUCUUGUGGCUAGUGAUGCUAUUGGAAUGGGUCUCAAUUUAAAUAUUUCUAGAAUCAUAUUUUCAACGCUGCAAAAGUUUGAUGGUCAAGAGAUGCGUGAUCUGACCGUGCCAGAGAUCAAGCAAAUAGCAGGAAGAGCUGGUAGAUUUGGGUCCAAGUAUCCAGUUGGUGAAGUGACAUGUCUAAACGGGGAAGAUCUACCACUACUACAUUCAUCACUCAACUCUCCAUCUCCAGACCUAGAGUGUGCGGGAUUGUUUCCGAGCUAUGAUCUUAUGCUCAUGUAUUCAAGAGCGAAUCCACAAAAUGGAUUGUACCAGAUAUUGGAACACUUUUCAAUCAAUUCUAAAUUAGCAUCAAAUUACUUCAUGUCCAAUUGUGAAGAAUUGCUGAAAGUAGCUGCCAUUAUCGAUGAGCUUCCACUUGGUUUGCGUGAGAAAUAUAUCUUCUGUAUCAGUCCAGUUGAUGUGGAUGAUGAUAUAUCAUCGCAAGGACUUGUGCAGUUUGCACAAACAUAUGCCAAGAAAGGCAUUGUUAAUUUACGGGAGAUUUUCACACCUGGGACACUUAAGGUGCCUAAAACACCAGCUGCUAUGCAAGAACUGGAAUCUAUUCAUAAGGUCUUGGAGCUUUAUGUGUGGUUGAGUUAUCGCUUGGACGAUUCAUUUCCUGACCGUGAAAUGGCAGCUUCCCAGAAGUCUAUUUGUAGCAUGUUGAUCGAGGAGUUCCUAGAGCAAUAUGGUUGGCAGCAGCCACAGUUCAAGAAAAAAUUAACCCUUUCAAAAUCAUCUCUUUUAUCCCUGUAUAAAAGGCCACAACUGUAGUCUCCCCUUUGGUGUAAUACUGAUACUAUUGCAAUUUCCGUCAAGCCUAUCAGUCUUUUCAAGAACUGUACUGUGGGAAGUGAAGCGUGCAGUACUCCUCAAGUGAUUGCGAUUCCAUGCUUUUCCGAAGUGUUUGGUCUCAUAGAAUUUACAAUGGACAUGGCAAUGACAGUUCAUCAUAUACUCAGUCGACAGGCAAAGUAUUACUCGAAGUUGUUGGAAGAAAUUACAUGAUCAACAGGACUUAAGUUGCUUUCCUCAUGUAUACCUCAUUAUAAUAAUACAAUUGUCUUCUAAAUGGACAAAAUUAAGUGUAAAUAGCUUUACAUUAUACUUUGUUAAUCUCUUAAUUUAAUACCUUGUUUUUAGUGUACGUUUUUGUUGAUUCAAUGAAAAAAAUUAUAAACAGUUGAGAGCUAAAUACAUAGGGUAAUCACAAUCACAUAUUGUACAGAUUUUUUAUUCAACUUAUUGCAGUCUUGCUCAAUUGUUUGGACA